This is a messenger RNA of Varroa destructor (honeybee mite), 3325 nucleotides long. RefSeq lists its product as uncharacterized. Gene Ontology annotation, molecular function: protein binding. NCBI's taxonomy places the organism in Eukaryota, Metazoa, Arthropoda, Arachnida, Mesostigmata, Varroidae. Gene Ontology annotation, cellular component: extracellular region. The record is from RefSeq and is a predicted model, not a curated record.
GCCAGUUAACUAGGUGGGCACGUAACAGCUGCACGAAAGAAGACAGCGAUAGACAAGAGAGCUGACUUGAGAAGAGGAGAAAACGAUCAAGCACACGCGCCAGUUAAACCGUUUGCCAUAUUCUUUUAGAAGCUAUUGCAAAAUUGAACUGUAGUAUAUACUGUUUAUUAAGUUCGUUUGUGCUAGCAAUCUUCGUUUCUGACCUAAGUGUGGUCAGAUCAUCUCGGUUGAAAGACUUACUACUUCGCGAGAACGUGAUAAUUGGAAAGUGCAGGCCGCGCCUGAAGGUUAGUAAUUCGAGUGGCGUUCAACAGGCCAGCACAAUUCAGCAAUAACGUGCUCAAAACCGCUGCCGGAAGAGGCAGCUCGGGGCGAGGGAGGGGAGUCUCUAUUAGACGUCAGAAUGGAGAGUAUACGGGCGGCGGCCGUCGUGCCGCCGCGGAAACGUCUUCGGACUCUGUCCCCGUCACGGACAAUGUCGCCUUCAGACCAAAACGGGUUUCUCAUUUCAGUUAGCAUUCUCGUCGUUGUGUACUCCAUAAUAACCACCAUCUCGGUUGUAGAUUCAGCUCCUGCAAAGUUUCAGAGUAAGCCACGUCGUUCACGCAGCGAAAUGGGAUGCACGUACAAUUUUUCACAUUAUGAGAAUAGAGCAUCGAUCGUGACGCAGGAGCCUUGCCUUAACUGCACAUGUCAGGACUCGAUGCUCAUGUGCUACCUGAAUGUGUGUCCAUACGUAAAGGCACUGGGCGAGGAUUGCACGAUCACAAAGCAGCCAGGCCAGUGCUGCCCAAAGGUGGACUGUCCUUCCGGUAUGUCUGACGCCAUUGAAAAUUCUAAAAGCCCAUCAGACCCAUCAGCAUCAGACAAAACCAAAAAUACGUUCGUGCCCGUCCCUGUUAUCGACUAUGAAUACGAAACGGAAGCUCCGUCAGGAGAUCACCAAGGUUGCUUUAUCAACGACAAGUUCUACACUGACGGCCAAAGGCUGCCUGCGGACCCCACAAAUCCUUGUGAGACAUGCUACUGUGUGAGGAACAGUUCUGCUUGUGUCCUUCAAGACUGCGUGCUACAUAUUGAGGGCUGCUCGCCAGUUUUUAAUAAACGCAAACCAACAUGUUGUCCUUCGAGAUACGAUUGCUCUGCUAUGGCGGACCAAGAAACUUUAACAACUGUCGCUCCUGGAGGCUGUGAGCAUGAGGGAAUGAUGUUCGUCACUGGUGACUCAGUGCCCAGUGUCGACAAGUGCCAGAACUGUUAUUGCAUGCCAAAUAAUACUGUUAUCUGUCAGAGCCAGGAGUGUCAGACACCCCCAGGAUGCACCGCUGGAGAACUUCAAGAAGGAGAAUGCUGUCCCACCAAAUUUGAUUGCCCUACGACGACUACAAUUGUGCCUCUUGAGGAGGCCACAGCCGUAGAAAUGGAAGACACUACCACCACGCCGAAGUCAGCAUCUAGUUCACCUGAACUCGCAACCGAAACUUCCUCUACUGACCUAGGGUCUCAAGCUAUUACUGCUGAAACGGAACAACCUGUAUUUUUCUCGGAAGCAACAACGGCGUCAGCUGAGGAAACCACACGGAUCUCCGAUGGCGGGUCCCGAGAGGAGCAAGGAAGAGCCGAUGAUUCUUCCAGGUGUGAUGUCGACGGCGUGGUGUACAAAAUAAGUGAGACUAUUCGGAUGAAAGACCCGUGCUUAGCCAACUGCACAUGUGGAGCCGAAGGUGUAAUUCAGUGUGAUCACAUCUCCUGCCAUGAGCCUCAAGAGGACGUUUCGAAUUGUAAGGUGGUCAAGGAAGAUAGCCAGUGCUGCCCCUACUACGACUGCCCUCAAGACAAAACGACGCCGGCUCCCAGUCUCAAUGAUUGCGUCAUCGACGGCAAAACGUAUUCGCACAACACAACGGUACCUCAGGAUGACCCUUGUAAGAGUUGCACAUGCCUCUUCGAGGAACUUGUCUGUGCUGUAGAAGAAUGUGUUGAGGACGGUUGUACAUUAUUGCCACCAACAAAGGACAUUUGCUGUAACUAUAUGUGCGAAGACGAAGAGGACGAAACAGGUACCACUCCCAUUCCUUCCGAUGACGUUAAAUCAGUGUCUACUACAACGAUUCCAGAUCUCGAAGCAGUAAGUGAAGUGACUGGUUCUACUGAAAGCACAACCACAGUUGAGGCUUCUUCAGAGGGCGCAGCCGACACUGCGACUGCAUCGAGCACCGAACCUUCGAAAAUGACCAGCCUCUUCUUAUUUGCUUCGAUGGAAAAUACGUCCACGGAGAGCUCUAGUGACGUUCCACCACAAGAAUCAUCAACUACCCAUACUUCAAGUGAAUUAUCAACUGUAGAAUCUUCAAGUGAGGUGUCUAGCGGCAGCUCCACGGAAGCUCUUUCCGAAGAAACAACAAGUGUUCCCCCGUCCGAGCAAACUACUGAAUCCUCUACCGAAAUGUUGGAACAAUCCUCCACGGCGUCUUCAACAGGAGCAACUAGUGAAGCUGCCACAGGAGCUUCUAGUGAAGGGUCUACUGAGGCAUCUAGUGAAGCCUCGACAGUAGCUUCCAGCGAAGGGUCUACUGAGGCAUCUAGUGAAGCCUCCACAGAAGCUUCCAGCGAAGGGUCUACUGAGGCAUCUAGUGAGGCGUUCACAGAAGCCUCCACAGUAGUUUCCAGUGAAAAGUCUACUGAGGCAUCUAGUGAAACUUCCACAGAAACUUCCAGCGAAGGGUCUACUGAGGCAUCCAGUGAAACUUCCACAGAAGCCUCCACAGAAGCCUCUAGUGAGUUGUCUGGUACAGUUACGACUGAAUCUACCAGCGAGGCCUCCUCUGAGUCUACAAGCGAAGUUUCCAGCGAACCAGCUACGGAAAGUGCAACCGAGGCUGCAUCUGACGAAACGUCCCUCGCCUCAACAGAAACUUCCGAAUCCACCCCUGAUAUAUCUACAGAAGGUUCGUCCUUGGCUGAAGGAUCUACAGAGUCUACGAAUGAAUUAUCUACCUCUCGUAGCGAGUCUACUGAGCUAUCUUCAGAGGCUACGACUGAUUCAACUCUCAUAACAAGCGCUACCGAUUCAAGUUCGGAUGCAACUUCAGCGGAUCAAACUACAGAAGCCUCAUCUGAAGGUUCACCCGAAGCAUCUACUACAAGUGGCUCAGAGCAACAGACAUCUUUCGGAACAACCGCAUCGGCGGAAACUGAAUCCGACACGCACAUAUCUUCAACGUCUUCAGAAGCUGUCACUUCCACUGAGCCGGGAUCUUCAGACAGUACGGGAGAGACUGAAACAGGUAACGCAAAAAGUAAAGAUGGCGAACAUUUCUACUAA